AAAACAAACCACGGCGCCAUUUAUUAAAUUUCUGACGAAAGCCGGCAAUUAGGCUAAAAAGAAAGAGAAAUGUCAUUAGGGCCCCACUGCAAUUUGAGGUCAACGGUCAAAAUAUACGCUCCCCUCUAAAAGCUCGAUUUUCCGAGCCCAAUACCCAAUUCUCUGUCUUUCCCGUUCAUAUCCACACACCCAACCACUCCUCUUUCUCCUAAUUUCUUAAAAAACAUUUCGGAAGAAAAUAAUAUUACGCCGGCUAUGGAGUUCGAAUUGGAUCACUCUGACGGGUUCGAUCGGAUACCCGACCCGCUUAUUAACCUCAUCUUCAACCAAAUCUCCGACAUCAAAACCCUAAUCCGAUGUCGCUCCGUUUCCAAACGGUUCAACUCUUUGGUUCCUCAAGCCGAUUCGCUCCUCCUCCGGGUCGACCGGGUUAUCUCCGCCACCGAUUCCGACGACGAAGACGAUUCCUUCUUCAUUGCUUUCCUCAGAUCCAUCAUCAAAUCCCUUCACCAUCUCGUUUCCCCAAGCAAGCCUCUCCCAAACCCGACCCGAUCACAAAACUCACCCGCCCAGAUCCUGCGCGAGUUCGAGAAGAUCCGGAAUCUUCAAAUCGAGCUACCGUCCGGCGAUCUCCGAUUAGAGAAAGGCACGACAAUUAAGUGGAAGGCAGAGUUUGGGAAAACCCUAAAGAGCUGCGUGAUUUUAGGGUUUCGUGGUGGGGAAGGUGGCGGGGGAGAGGCAGAGUUAGGCGGAGGAGGAGGAGGAGCUGGGGGAGGUUUGAAAAUGAGGGUAGUUUGGACAAUUAGCGCGUUGAUAGCAGCAUCAGCAAGGCAUUACAUGAUGAUGGAAGUUGUAAACGAGCACAAGGAGCUGGAGAAUUUGGUGAUCAAAGACAGAGAAGAUGAAGGUAAAGUAGUGAUGGAUAAGAAAGGAUUGAGAGAAUGUAGAGAGAGCCAAGGCGAAGGAGAAGAAGCGGAGGUGAAUAGUGCUACCAGUGGGAAUGGCGUUGGUGUUUGGUGGCGGAGCAAUCGUACGACUGUGCCAGCAGUACGAAUGAGGAUGAGGCACGAAGCUAGAAUGGAACUCUCCGAUGGCACGAAAAUGGUAGGAGCAACAUUGGUGGUUGUGCGGCCAAUUAAUCAGGGUAAUGGUGAGAGGAGUGAGGUAGAGGAACAAAAUGGAGAUGUAGGAUUGGCAUUAGCGGCAUUUGGGGAUGAUGCAGUGUAUGGAGAAGCCGUGGAGAGGUUGCUCAAGAGUAGAAGUUAUAUCCUGGAGAUGAAUUCCUUUUAGUUCCCACGGUAUCUGUUUGAUUAACUUUUACAUGAUGAUACAGAAGUGAUCUAGCUGAUUCCAGCUUAUUCGGUAUUGAGGAGUAGCAACUGAACACUUCGCUUCUAGCAUACCCACAGCCUAUAAAAAAGGGCCGCAACGGCAACUAUCUGAAAUCCCGUAAGAGGAAGAACAGGAGGGAAACCUCUAUGUUAAGAGACCUCUAUUAUGCUGAAGGAUGCAAUUGAUUUGUCACCUGAACAACCUCGGCAGAAGGGCCCGGUAUCUCAAGGAGCCUAUUAGCAAAGGGCCAUGCCACUUAGGUUCCUUGGCAAUAUUGAAUUACAGAUUUUUUGAGUUAUUGUCAGUAUGUUGCAAAAUACCAUAUGGAAUUAUCAGAGGCAACUGCCAUUGGCGUAGUGAAUUCACCAGCUGUGAUACAGUAUGAGCAAGGCCUGAUGAAUGCUUUUCCAAAUGACAAUUCAAGCAUGAGUCCUUAACUAUAUCUUUGAUUAAAUUUGUUUCUGAAUGUUAGCAGCCACGAUCAAAAGCUUUAUUAGCUGUGUCUAAUGGCCAUGUGUGAUAAUCGUUGUAGCUUGUAUUCUUCUGUUGGUUUUUGGACGUUUAUAAUUUCUCGUGGAAACUUUAAUGACAGUUGAUCAAAGUUUUAGCGAGGCAACAAUUACAUAAUCAAGAAGUUGAAGCUGUUGUAUAAAGAAGGUUCACAG
This is a messenger RNA of Nicotiana attenuata, 1997 nucleotides long. RefSeq names its product F-box protein At1g78100. The coding region runs from base 256 to 1290 and encodes 344 amino acids. Gene Ontology annotation, molecular function: protein binding. Lineage: Eukaryota; Viridiplantae; Streptophyta; Magnoliopsida; Solanales; Solanaceae. The record is from RefSeq and is a predicted model, not a curated record. The transcript is spliced from 2 exons.